Messenger RNA from Drosophila takahashii, 2755 nucleotides. Its product is annotated as trichohyalin. Lineage: Eukaryota; Metazoa; Arthropoda; Insecta; Diptera; Drosophilidae. The record is from RefSeq and is a predicted model, not a curated record.
GGUAGCCCAGAUGCGGUCACAUUGAAUUCCGCGUAAAUAUUCAACUUUUUCGAAAGUGAAGCGUGAUUUACUCAAUUAAAUAGUGCGCAAAUAAUAGAACAAGCUUCGUUGCGUUGGCAUUGAAUGCCCAAAAACGAAUUGGAGGACUUGGCAAUAUGAGAUGGACCUGCAACAGUUCCUUUCCCUGGAACGCCAGCAACUGCAAAAGGAGCGCCAGCGCCUGGCCACCCAAAAUCCUUGUCCCGCCGCCCAGCUAAUGAAAUCACCGGACUUCAAAGUGCAAUGUCGCAGGGCCAAGGAGUUUAAGGAGUCCACGGAGUCCAAUGAACCCGCCGCCACACCAUCGUCUUCCUUGGCAACCGGCGGCCAAAACGAAGAACUUCACUUGGACUUGCAGUUGGAGGGGGAGGAGGAGGAGCUUGCGGAGGAGGUGCCUGCCAACCCCACGAAAUCCACCAAGGAACUCGCGAAUCAGCGCCAGCUGCUCGUCGGCAGCGCUCGUCAGUACAAGUCGCCAGAUGCGUCGGUGCGGCGCAAUUUGGAGAACGAGCGGCCGCUCAGUGAGAACCGCUUGCCAAUCCGUCGGUCGGAUGAUAUGGAGCAAUGGGUUACGGACACAUUUUAUUCGUACUUUCCCGGCUUUAACAAUGAAAAUCAGAAGAGGCAGAAUUAUUUGCGUGAGCGACAGCGCGAGAACCAGCAGAACUUUCUCAAGCACCAGAUGCUCCAUCCGCCGGUCACCAAGCAUCAGCGACCGGGACAAGUGAGGAAGGCAUCCCAGGCCGCUGCGGUUCCGGCACAAACCCGCUCCAGCCAAUCCAGCACAAGCACCUCGAACCACAGCACAACGGAUAAGACUGACAUAGAGUUAAUUGUAAAUAGUAAUCCCAACUAUGUGCCGCCCAAGAUUCGGCCAGGCACGACAACACGUCAAAAACUCCUCCAGGAUCUGGGACAUGUGGAGCUCUCGAAUAUUGUAACCGGGGAUGGUGUUAUGGAGCGCAAUCUGCGAAGUGCCGAGCUGGAAACAGCUCGCAAAAAGGAUUACCAGCGGGAUUUGAUGCAGCAAAUCGAUGAGAAACGCCGCUCCAUAGAAUUGAUAAGGGAAAAAGAGCGACGUCAGGAGGAGGCGUUGACGAGGCGACUGGAGGCACAAUUAAAGACAAUACAGUUGGAGGAGCAGUUGGAAAAGGAGCGUCUGCGAGCUGAAAGGGCUCGCAUCGACUCGGAUCAGAACCGCUUGAUGCGUGAACAGUUGUUGGCCAAGCUGGAACAGGAUGCACAGUUGCUGCACGUUAAGGAGACGAACAAUUUAGCCGAAACGCCAAGGACAACGCGUCUUAAAGGCAGGAACAACAACGCCAGUAAUAUCAGCACUGAAGGCAACGCCAACCGGGUGUACAAGUACUUCAGUAACUCGGCCCAUCACGAGUACAGACGUGGCCAGCCUCUGCCGCCGGCCGUUGAGCUGGACUUUGAGGUGCCUCAAAUGGCUAAGAUCGAGCGCGAGUGCUUCCAUCUCUGCGAUAAAAUAUGUCCGCUCUGUGAUGAGCCUUUGAAGAGCUACGAAAGCUGCUGUCUGCGAUGCCAGCGGAAACUGGCCCUGAAGCUCAAGCAAAAGGAAAAGCCCAAGCGAAAUGGAGAAAGUGGAGAGAUUCCAGGAGAAGACCCAGAGGAGGGCAAGGAGGAGGCCGAGGACCGUGAUGAUGGACGGGAGGAGGAAGCAGACCAUAACUGCCAGAGCAGCUACGCUUUGGUGUGUCACAAGUGUGAGCGCCUGUAUGCCAUGUGCACCCAGUGCCUGGCCAAAAGCGAUGUCUGUCGGGCGUGCCAGCGUGAGCGCAAUGUCUGCAUGAACUGUCGCCGCAAUCUGUGCUCCUUUUGCCUCGAGGAGGUUGCUUGCGGCAGGGACACCGAGCGCACGCAUAUUAAUGACAAGGAAACCAUUAGGGAGCCUUCAAACAACGCCUUUCAAGUCCUGGAACUAAACUAUGCUGUUCCGCCGGCCAAGGAUUCCACGGACAGUAAUCAAGCCGAUGUCUCGCCUCCGUACUCCGUUAACAUAUCGCGCAACUCGGUAUUCCAUGCCGAUUAUAAGCCUACGCCUGUUAAACCGUCCAUCCUCGAACAACUGCCGACGACCUCGGGGAGUGCCAACACCAGUUUCGAGCUAGACAGCGCCGACGAGCAGGCUGUGGAGCGGGUGCGACGUCAAACGGAUCAGCGCUUGUCCCGCUACCUCAAGAACUACGGCGAUCUGGCCACCAAGCAGCACCAGAAGGUGCACAGAAGCAAGAGCGAUUCCCGUCAUCGGGGCACUCAAACGACACCCCAGUCAUUGGCCAGAAGGGAUGUUGUCCUCAGGGAGGCGGCUGGUCACAAUCUUUCGAUGCCUCUGCUGCGCGAGAUGCCCAAAAUGACGCGGCAGGAGACGGGCGCACCCUUGGCUGAAAACGGUCAGCGCAAGAUUGACAACCUAAAAAAGCGCUGGGAGGUGCCUGCCGUGCAAAAGUUCACCGUUUCAACAUCAUCGCCUAAAAUCCUUACCCAAGUGGGAGCCAUAAGAAAACAGUUACAGGCGGCGCGAUUCUUUGAUGAUGAAGUUGAUCCGGAAGAUUAUUAAGAAUAGGUCAAUCAUUCUUUUUUAACUCAACAAAAAUGAUUGGUUUGACUUCUCUUUUUAUCCCGAGCAAAACGAAUUUAACUAAUUUGGAUGUCUUCACAUUUUAAAACAUUUGCCAUUAUUAGUUCGUUA